Molecule: messenger RNA, 3279 nt
Organism: Closterium sp. Naga37s-1
Lineage: Eukaryota; Viridiplantae; Streptophyta; Zygnematophyceae; Desmidiales; Closteriaceae
Source: the annotation of a GenBank genome assembly
AUGCCCCAAGCUCCACAUGCCCCCACCGCAGUCCCACAAGCCCCAAGCUCCACAUGCCCCCACCGCAGUCCCACAUGCCCCAAGCUCCACAUGCCCCCACCGCAGUCCCACAAGCCCCAAGCUCCACAUGCCCCCACCGCAGUCCCACAUGCCCCAAGCUCCACAUGCCCCCACCGCAGUCCCACAUGCCCCAAGCUCCACAUGCCCCCACCGCAGUCCCACAUGCCCCAAGCUCCACAUGCCCCCACCGCAGUCCCACAAGCCCCAAGCUCCACAUGCCCCCACCGCAGUCCCACAUGCCCCAAGCUCCACAUGCCCCCACCGCAGUCCCACAAGCCCCAAGCUCCACAUGCCCCCACCGCAGUCCCACAUGCCCCAAGCUCCACAUGCCCCCACCGCAGUCCCACAAGCCCCAAGCUCCACAUGCCCCCACCGCAGUCCCACAUGCCCCAAGCUCCACAUGCCCCCACCGCAGUCCCACAUGCCCCAAGCUCCACAUGCCCCCACCGCAGUCCCACAAGCCCCAAGCUCCACAUGCCCCCACCGCAGUCCCACAUGCCCCAAGCUCCACAUGCCCCCACCGCAGUCCCACAUGCCCCAAGCUCCACAUGCCCCCACCGCAGUCCCACAAGCCCCAAGCUCCACAUGCCCCCACCGCAGUCCCACAUGCCCCAAGCUCCACAUGCCCCCACCGCAGUCCCACAUGCCCCAAGCUCCACAUGCCCCCACCGCAGUCCCACAUGCCCCAAGCUCCACAUGCCCCCACCGCAGUCCCACAAGCCCCAAGCUCCACAUGCCCCCACCGCAGUCCCACAUGCCCCAAGCUCCACAUGCCCCCACCGCAGUCGCACAUGCCCCAAGCUCCACAUGCCCCCACCGCAGUCCCACAUGCCCCAAGCUCCACAUGCUCCCAGCCCCAUCCCAUGUUCCUUCCCAAAACACCAACCAACAGCAGGCCCAACAAGAGGUCGGGGGCAGGGAGGAGCAGCGAAGGCUGAAGAUGGGGGGGAUGGUGAUCAUGGUGGUGAUGGGGAUGGGGAAGAGGAUGACAAUGAAGGAGCAGAAGAGGAGGCAGAAGAGGUUCAAGAUGCAGACUACGAUUCUGAUGUGAGUUUCCUGCCUGGUGCAGCAACGGCUGAAUAUGGGGAUGAUGAUGAUGAUGGGGAUGAUGAUGAUGAUGGGGAUGAUGAGGAUGAUGGGGAUGAUGAGGAUGAUGGGGAUGAUGAGGAUGGGGAUGCUGAUGAUGGGGAUGCUGAUGAUGGGGAUGAUGAUGAUGGGGAUGCUGAUGAUGGGGAUGCUGAUGAUGGGGAUGAUGAUGAUGGGGAUGCUGAUGAUGGGGAUGGGGAUGAUGAGGAUGAUGAGGAUGGGGAUGCUGACGAUGGGGGUGAUGAUGAUGAGGAUGAUACUGAACGGGGGAAGGGGGAGGUGGAAGCGGCACAAGAUGCGGGCUACGACUCUGACGAUCAAGAGCAAGAGGAAGAGGAGGAGCAGGAGAAAGAGGAGGAGGAAGAAGAAGAAGAGAAAGGAAAGGAACAGGAAAAGCCUCGAGUGCUGGUUAGAAGAGCUCGUUCCACUGCUGCUGCAGCACUGGGGGCAGUGGGUUCGAAUGGACGCACGAGAACGCCUGUGGGAGCGCCAGUUUUGAAAGGAAGCAAGAGAAAGGCUCCGAGCACGAAGGGGGCGCUGGUUGCUGCUGCAUCUGGCGCUCUGAAACGCAAGUCUAGACUCAAGCAACUGGAGGAGGAGGACGAAGAUGAAGGGGAGGAGGAAGAGGAGGUGGGGCAGGAGGAGGAGACAGGACAGGAAGGAGAGGUGCAAGAAGAUGGCGAGGGGGGAGAAGAGGAGGAGGAGGAAGAGGAAGAGGAAGAGGAGGAGGAUUUGUUGGGGAUAGGCGUGGAUGAGGACGAGUCUGAAGACUUCAUACCGGGAUUGGAGAAGGAAGGACAGGAGGAGGAGCAGGAGGAGGAAGAAGAAGAGGAUGAAGGACUAGGGGAAGCGGAGAUGGGGGAGGAGGAGGAUGGGGGUGGGGAGAGGGGAGGAGGGAAGAAGCAAGGAAAGGGGUCGCGACAGUCAAUGGGGCCGGUAUGUGGUGCAGCUGCCUUGUGUGCGAGUGCAUUGUGCUGUGCUGCCGUAUGGGAUGCAUCACAACACCAUGCAUGCGCCAUGAAAUGUCAUUUAAUUGCUCUUAACCCAGUUCUCCCCAUCACCCCUCUACCCCCCCAACCUCCCAUCCCCAACCUCCCAUCCCCAACCUCCCAUCCCCAACCUCCCAUCCCCAACCUCCCAUCCCCAACCUCCCAUCCCCAAUCUCCCAUCCUCAACCUCCCAUCCCAAUCUCCCAUCCUUUAUUACUACAGCCACCACCCCGGCAACCGUUUCCCAAGGCCCGGUCGCAGCCUGUUUCAACAGCCUUCCGCUCCCAUUCCCUCUCCAAACCCCUCACAUCUCCCUCUCCUUCCCGUCUACCCCCAACUUGCCUUUUCCCCUCUUUGCAGCCGCCAUCCCGACAACCACUCUCCAGUGGGGGUUAGGAUGGGGCGGGAAGGGAGGAGGGAUAGUAGAGAGGGGUGGAGGGUAGGUCAGGGAGAGGUGAGGAGGGGAGAGGAGAUUGCGGUGGGGGAGGUGGGGGGUGAGGGAGGUGAGGGAGGUGUGGGGUUGGGUGGGAUGGGUGAGAGGAGUGGUGGGGUGGAUGGCCGGGGGGCGGCAUUUUUUGGUGCUAAUGGGCAUGGGUUGGCAGGUGAUGGUGGGUCCGAGAGGGAUGCGAGAGUCUAUGGGAUCUCUCAAAACUCAGAUAUGAGGAUGGGUGAUGGCGGCUGGAAUGGAAAGGGAGAGUUGGGGGGAGCUAGUGGGGGAGGAGAGGGGAGGAGUGAGAGAGAGGAUGGGGAGUUUGAGGAAGAUACAGGGGAGGAGGGAGGAGGAGGAGGAGGAGGAGGAGCGAGAGGGCAAGAGGGAGGGGAUGCUUUAAAUGGAGGAGGGAAAGGACAAGAAGGAGUGAAUGGAGGGUCCAUGGAAGGUGGAGAGGGGAAGGGAGAGGAAAAAUUAGUUUGUGGCAAUGGGACGGUUGUGAGGGAACAGGUUGAGGAGGGUGCAGAUGGGCUCAGUGAGCAGGGAGGACCGACAGGAGCAGACGGCAAGCCAAUAGCAGCGAUCUCGUUGCCGAAGCUCUCAAGCGAGCUGCCGAAGCUGGAGUGCGGCUGGCAGCCCGAACUAGUCAAGCAGGUCCGGAUAGCACAAGACCGAAUGGCUCGGAAGCACAGGCUUCUUCAGCUGAAGGGGUAA